This is a messenger RNA of Entelurus aequoreus (snake pipefish), 1746 nucleotides long. RefSeq names its product class I histocompatibility antigen, F10 alpha chain-like. Gene Ontology annotation, cellular component: external side of plasma membrane. The transcript has 7 exons. The annotation marks the transcript as partial. Gene Ontology annotation, biological process: immune response. The record is from RefSeq and is a predicted model, not a curated record. Lineage: Eukaryota; Metazoa; Chordata; Actinopteri; Syngnathiformes; Syngnathidae.
AAGAUAAAACUCUCAUCUUGUUUUGCUUUUCUCUCAGUGACUUUCUCGCUCAAGUAUUUCCACACUGCGUCCUCUCAAGUUACAAACUUCCCAGAUUUUGUGGCCGUGGGUUACCUUGAUGACAUUCAGAUCGGUCACUAUGACAGCAACACAAGGAAAGCAGAAGCCAAACAAGAAUGGAUGAAGAACUUUACAACGGUGGAUCAACAUCACUUUGAGUGGCAGACAGAUUUAGGUAUUCGUAAUGAAGUGAUCGACAAAGAGGACUUGAAACGAUUACAGAAGCGCUUCAACCACACUGAAGGUCUUCACAUUUACCAGAAGAUGUACGGCUGUGAAUGGGAUGAUGAAACUGAUGAAAUCAAGAGUUGGGAACAGUCCAGUUAUGAUGGAGAAGAUUUUUUAGCAUUAGACACCAAGACAUGGACAUGGACUGCAGCAAAACCACAAGCCGUCCCCAUCAAACACACGUUGGACCAUGAUCGAGAUCUUAUGGCAUACUUAAAGUUGUACUACACUGGGAUCUGUGUUGAUAACUUGAAAAAGUAUGUAAGAUUUGGUAGCGACGUCCUAAUGAGAACAGAGCUUCCAGAGGUGUUUCUCCUCCAGAAGACACCGUCCUCUCCGGUCAGCUGCUUCGCGACAGGUUUCUACCCCAGCAGUGCAGCCUUGUUUUGGAGGAAAGACGGCAAGGAUCUCCACGAGAACGUGGUGCACGGAGAAAUGCUGCCCAACCACGAUGGAACCUUCCAGAUGACGGUGGAUCUGAAAGUGGAGGUGACGGCCGAAGUGGAGGGCAAGUACGAAUGUGUGUUUCAGCUGUCUGGUGUCAAAGAGGACCUGGUCACCAAGCUGGAGAGAAGAAGCAUCCUGAGCAACGCAAGUGAUGAAGACAACGUGAGGGUCACCGUCGGCGCCACGGUGGCGGUCUUCAUUGCAGUGAUCCUCGCCAUCGUUGUCGUAGUCGCCAUACGUCACAAGAACAAACAAGCCAAGUGUGAUCCAGCUGCUGGUGACGAUGAUACUGAGCGCUCAAAGAACUCAACGGAUGAAAGCAGUCGGAACACAGAUCUUUUGUGCACUGGGACACAGAGCGACCACUGAGGAGCGUGGUCACACUUGAAGACGAGAAGGAGAUGUGCUUUGCUCAUCAUCCAACUGCUCCUCGUGUUAUACUGUCUCUUUUUUUAUGUUUAUGGCUUCAAAAACGAGUUACGAUUAAAUGUUUUUGCUGCCUUUGGUGGGAUCACUUGCACUGUAACACUUGGAUACUUGUAAUUAUGUCUUUUAAUUUUUGUACACAGCUUUGUAAUUCAUUGGCCAAACGCUAUGCACCUCCCAAACACUAGAGGGCAAUUCUAGCCAUUUACCCUUUGUCAACCAAGAAGGAAAUGCUACAUACUAAUAGCAGUAACUGGUAGAAAAUGGGUCAAAUUGAUAACAUAACGUUCUACAGCUCUUACAUACAGACGGUAACUUAAAAAAGGAACAACUUUAUUAUUUAUUACCAACGGUAAAGCCAAGAUACAUCAUUGUGAGUUGUACUCUCACAUAGGAUGGCCAGAUCUUUCUACUUGAAAUUUGAGGCAUUGGUACACUUUUAUCUAUAAAGCCAUAAUUGGGCUAAUGACCUCUUACAUGUGCAAGAUAAUAGCACAAAGAAAUGUAAACUUGUAGGGCUGUGAAUCUUUGGGCACCACACGAUUCGAUUCAGAAUUGAUUCUCGAUUCAAAACCAAUACUUUUU